Messenger RNA from Dermacentor silvarum, 1392 nucleotides. RefSeq lists its product as uncharacterized. NCBI's taxonomy places the organism in Eukaryota, Metazoa, Arthropoda, Arachnida, Ixodida, Ixodidae. The record is from RefSeq and is a predicted model, not a curated record. Gene Ontology annotation, biological process: positive regulation of DNA-templated transcription. The transcript has 3 exons. Gene Ontology annotation, cellular component: nuclear body. The coding region runs from base 163 to 954 and encodes 263 amino acids.
CCCUAGUUACACGGGCGUACUAACCGCAGUUAAGACGCACCUCAGUUACGGCCAACCGCAGUUACACCCAGUUAGACGGAAAGCCUAACUGCGGUUAUUCCACUAACCAUGGUCACUGCAAACUGAGGUUGGCCACCUCAGUUAACGAAGCAAACAGACAAAAUGGCGGCACCCAUGCGGAUGGACGAAGGCGGCGCGGCUCCAACCAAGGUGACGGCCGAAAAGUCUUCCCAAAGGCGUGUCAACUGGUCUGUCUCAACAACAGAGUCGUUGAUACGCCUUUGGGAAGACAAUCUUGCCGCGCUGCGGUCGAACACGCGAAAUGCGCGUAUAUACGAUGAGAUGACGCGCAGCCUCAACGCACGCCUGCCUGCCGGUGAAGUGCCGUUCUCAGUGAAGCAGCUUCGCCAGAAGCUUGAAAACUUAAAUAAGCAAUACCGGAAGCUGAGGCGCUGUGGGACAUCGACAGGGUCAAAAGGUGUUGACUGGCCAUUUUAUUGGCAGCUGCAUUCUUUUCUCGGAACACUUCCAGUCAAUGACAGUGACCUUGUGGAAGAGAGCGUGGAGGUGCCAGAAGUGUAUGAGGCACCUGAUGAUGCUGAAGUGGUUGCAUCGUGGGAUGCAACCACUACAGACCAGGAAGACUCCUUCUCUACAGGAUGCCUGGAGGAGAGCCCUGCUCCCACCAAUGAGAAUUCUGGAGCAGCACAAAAUGCCGCAAGUCCCGCUGCCAGCUGCCCACCAAGCAGCAGGAAGCGAAAGCGGCCAUCAUCUGUGCUGCAAGAUUUGAUGACAAUGUUCAGCCGCGCAGAAGAUCGAGCAGCAGAAAAUGCGAAAGAGUCCCUUCAGCUGCGCAAGGAGCUUGUGGAACUCCAGAAGGAGGCCAAUGAGAUAAACAAAAAUAUGGCCGAAAUGGUGAACAGCUAUUUUGCUUCUAGGCAAAAUAAAGGUUGAAUGGAAGGGAUCCAACAUUGUUUUUGUUUUGCUUUCCUCAAACUCGUUCGUAAAAGUACUAAUUUUGGAUGUCCCAUACAUCCACUUGUACUUGUUUGUACUUAAUGUCUAAACCAGACCUAUCACUGUAUUCUUUGAAAAGAUGAGGCAACGUUUCACUCUUAAAGGUAUUUAUUUCCAUAAGCCACAAAAGAAUCUUGCUUUCAAUAUAAAGCGCACACCAUGUGCAAAUCAGCCUUUGCAAAACAUAAGUCCACCUCUCAAAACGCCAGCCAGCCUUUAUGGGGCACUUUAUCCCUGUUUAUACAAAUUUUAUCCACAGUGUGGGCUUCCAUCUGCCGGUGCCUUUGACUUUGAAUAUAAAAAAAGUCAUUCACUCCAGCCUUCUGUAGCCUACCAAUCAUACACAACAGAAAUACAUACCAAGAGUGCAGUCAU